Molecule: messenger RNA, 3674 nt
Organism: Carassius gibelio (silver crucian carp)
Lineage: Eukaryota; Metazoa; Chordata; Actinopteri; Cypriniformes; Cyprinidae
Product: fibroblast growth factor 2
Exons: 3
Coding region: 60-638 (192 amino acids)
Biological process (GO): cell differentiation; positive regulation of protein phosphorylation; regulation of cell migration
Cellular component (GO): cytoplasm
Molecular function (GO): growth factor activity; fibroblast growth factor receptor binding
Source: RefSeq, a predicted model, not a curated record
CACACACACACACACACACACACAGUGUCCCGCAGCUGGAAGAGUUUCUCCGCGCUGUGAUGAGGCUCCGUGGCUCCGGAGAGCGGCGGAGGGAGACGGGAGAGACGGCGGAGGAGGCGCGCGGAGGCCGUGGAGGGGCUCCGGAGACGGAGAAACCGAGAGAGAGAGCGAUGGCGGCGGGAGGAAUCACCACGCUUCCCGCUUUACCGGAGGACGGCGCCAGCGGAGGCUUUCCCCCGGUGAACUUCAAGGAGCCCAAGCGGCUUUACUGCAAGAACGGCGGCUUCUUCCUCCGGAUCCACCCCGACGGGCGAGUGGACGGCAUCCGCGAGAAGAGCGACCCGCACAUUCGGCUGCAGCUCCAGGCCACGGCCGUCGGUGAAGUGGUGAUCAAAGGGAUCUGUGCGAACCGUUACCUCGCCAUGAACGCGGACGGACGACUGUUCGGGACGAGAAGAACAACAGAUGAAUGUUAUUUCCUGGAGAACCUGGAGUCAAACAACUACAACACGUACCGAUCCCGAAAGUAUCCCGACUGGUACGUGGCUCUGAAGAGAACAGGCCAGUAUAAAUCGGGCUCGAUGACCGGCCCGGGCCAGAAGGCCAUCCUGUUUCUGCCCAUGUCAGCCAAGUGCUGAUGGAGAGAUGCUGUCAAACACAAACCAACCUUACACCGAGACACGAUGAGCUCAUCCGGGCCGGAAAAACACUUCCAUCUAGGAACGCUUCCCAAAGAGAAGCACUUGGAGAGGAGUUCAGGGUUUAUUAGUUCGUGUUCAAUCACCGAUAUCCUCAGAAGAGACUCCAAAUCCCACCGAAACCAUUCUUAAAUACUCUUUAUUACUCCACUAUAAUUACUCGAGCAAAGGCAUAGGGUUGGUUCGGAGAGUCACUGAUCUCUCGCAGGAAUGUUUUCCGUUCGGCUACAAAAUGUGAGUUGACUCUAAUGCUGCUUCUUUAUGGAAAACGCUCGUAUAUGCAAGUAUUUCUAGACUGUAUUUUAGAAAAGGGAUUUGUAAAUGCAAAGGUUUGCUUCGAUGAAGGGAUUCAUAGUACACCGUGAAUGUUUUUCGUAAAACUUUAUUCUGUUUCUCAUAUAUAACGUCUUAGCUGAGAAGAACAGUCAUUGUGCGAGCGACAGUAAGAUUAACAGUAACAGUCUUUUGGGUUUUUUUUUGUUAAUUUUUCUAAAAACUCAAAAGGUCCAGGCAGAUUAUGUGAGGUAGUGUAUUAUAAAGUUAUCAAACUGGUCCAUCUGCAACACACUCUUGGAAAUAAAGGAACAUUUGAGCCGUUUUUAAAAUACUGCAUUCAUUAUAGCACCUGAAAUAAUUCUGGUGUGAAUCUCAUGAAGAAGUCAUGCGUAAAAUACAGAAAUUUAAGUCUUUCUUCUUAGUGCUGUUAUUGUGAAAAAUGUCCAGCUAUUACAAAUAUUAUUGUGAUAUAUAUUUCAUUCAAAGGUCAUUUAUAAUAUAUACACAAUUGUAUUUAAUUAUAUGUUUUUGCAUGUCACAGUAAGUAAAAACAUGGCUUCAUUUUCAUUAUUCAAACAUCUCUGUUUUGAUUUUUAGGUCAAAUAAGACCCAGAUAUUUCUUAGAUAUUUUAAAGAUCGAGUCUUCGUGAGAUUUAAAGCAUUUCCAGUUCAUAACGUGACCUUUAUUUUGAAGAGUGCCUUGUAAAAAUUAAUAAAUCAAAAUGUAUUUUUGCUUUAUUUUCAAGUACAAAUACAUUGUUUUAUUUUUGUCAGUACACUUAAAAAAAAAAAAAAAAUCAGGACACAUUUACAGAUACAUAAUGACCUUAGAUUAUUAGGUUUUGUUUUCUGAAAAAAAAAAAAUAUAUAUAAUAAUAAAAAUAAAAAUCAAGUUUUCUGAAAAAAAAAAAAAAAAAAAAGAGGAAUCUUGUUUUCCCUUUAAAUAAAGUUUAUUUUUUUCGGACCCCACUGAAUUUAGGUUUUAAGCAUAUGCAUUCACGUAUUUUUCAGAAAACAAGACUAGCCCUGGUUUCACAGACAAGGCUUAAGCUAAAGUCUAAAUUUAAGAGAGCAAGAAACUUGCACUCACUGAUCUUAAAAUAUAUCAGUCUUUGUUUGGAUGCACAUCUGUAAUAUCUUUUUUUUCUAAGGCACGCUUAUAAAAACACUUUACAUAUCCUAAUUAAACUGUGUCUUAGUCUAAGCUCUGUCUGUGGAACCAGGCCUAAAUGUCUCAAGCCACUGUGCUUCUCCAGUAAAUGUAUCUUGAUUGUACUGUACUGAAACGGUUUAGUGCGGUGUGGAGUUGCUCUAUGCCGUCUCUGGCAGUCGUCUGUGGUAGAGCUGAUAGAAAAGGCCGGAGUAAACGGCCGGCAUCUGCUCCAUCGUCAGGUCGAUGUUCUGGAAGCCGUUUUCCAGUCCGUACAGCAGGAGUCUGGCGACGCGGCUGGUGACCGGCGUGCUGUCGCUGGUCUGGGCCAGUUCAGUCAGGUCCAGCCAUUCGCAGCGCAGACACUCGUGAGGGCAGAAGUCGAUGUGGAAGGAGAGUGGCCGGAGUCUGCAGAUCAGGUACAUGUCGGACAUCCCGAACGCUCCCGGAUGAUUGUGCUGCUGACGGACGCUGAGGAGCGAACAGAACUGAGAUCGGACGCCCGUUUCCUCAAAAACCUCCCGGACGGCCGUCUCGCCUGAAAUAGAGCGUCCAGUUAGAAUAGAAUAUAAAAUAAAACAGAGCAAAUAUAGUGUAAUGAUAUUAAUACAAACAGUAUUCUUCCACCAAACAAUAUAGUUCCGCAGAGACCGUUGUGGUUGCCGAGCAACACACGGAUGUAAACAAAGGUGUGUGUUUGUAGAGUAAUAUACAACAGCUUUGAACGCGGCUCAGCCAAUCAGAAUCAAGGACUGAAACUAUCUGUUUUUUAUAAUCCAAAAUAAACUCUCCAAUCUCUUUUUUGGAGAAAGCUUUUGUGAUCUACGCAAGGAUGUAAUCGAUAACUAUUUUGUUUAUAUACAAGUCAUUGUUUGACAGAGAAGGCAUAUUUUUAUUUGAAGAAAAGUAUUUUAGUAACUGAAUGUCUUGAGAGUCUCAUAUAUUAGAUGAUGUUCUUAUAAAUGUAAGUUUCUGCUUUUACUGCUUUAGCCUCGUGUACAAGAACAUUCUGUUGUGAUUGAAUUUAGAUUCAGUUUAACAUCAGUUCUGGAUCUGAAUCUGAAUCUUACCGAUGUUUUCUCCAAGAUCUGACAGACCACCGGGAAACUUCCAAGCAUUCGUAGUCUGAGAAGGGAAGAAAAGUCAUGUUUAACCCGUGCAUGUUAUUUUAGCUGUACACUUAGCUGUACUUCUUAGAAAUAUAUUUUUAUGGAAAUUAGUCAUUUUAUCUUUCUGCUAUUUUAUCGUUUUCAUUCCACAUUCACAGAUUAUCUAAAUAGUAUUUAUAUAUAUCAACACAAUCUCAAAUAUUUUCAUAAAAAUGUUGUCUUGUAGGGUUUAGAUUUGAGAGAGUACAAAGUAUUUCCAUAUUGAGUUUUAAAAGAAUAUAGAAAAUGCUGCUAGUUAUGAAUGAAACAUUGAUUCUUACUCGAGUCGUUUUUGGUCAAUUAAAAAUAUAUAUAUACAGUGUAAUGUAACAGCUUUGAAGGUUUGUGACAUGAAAAUCUUCUGUACUAUCAAUAAAAAUCAACCAGUAUUUUUGUGGGCAA